AUGUGUUACCAAAUUAUUUUAUCGAGUUGGGCUUCUUGUGAUAAUAGUUUGCUAUCUGCCAAGAUUGAUCGUGUUAGUGCGAUUUUGGUCAGUUGGCGAAAAGAGAUAACAUGGUCUUUUAAAGCCAGACUAAGGAGAUGUAAAGCUACUAUUAGCCGAUUGAAGCACAUAAGAGAUGAUAGUGCAAUUACCCAAUAUCUUGCUGCCCAAACAGAAAUGUGUAAUAUUCUCCAUCAACAAGAAAUUUUUUGGCAUCAACGAUCGAAACAUCUUUGGUUAAAGGAUGGGGAUCAAAAUACAAAGUAUUUUCAUGCAGUUGCUUCAACUCAGAGACUUCAGAAUAUGAUUCAUAGGCUACAAGAGAUUGGUGGGAGUUGGGUGUAUUGGAUUAACGGGUUGGAUUCUGUUAUUGUCAAUUAUUUCAAGCAGUUGUUCUCCUCUAAAGGCUCUCAAUAUGCUGAGAUUCUUGACUCCAUCCCUUCGGUUCUCACAGAAAGUCACAAUAAUGAUUUACUUCACCCUGUUUCUGACACUGAGGUUAAGAAGGCAGUUUUCCAAAUGCAUCCCGAAAAGGCCCCUGGUCCAGAUGUUUUGACUCCGACCUUCUAUUAG
Humulus lupulus (European hop) is the source of this 612-nucleotide messenger RNA. RefSeq lists its product as uncharacterized. Bases 1 to 612 code for a protein of 203 amino acids. Lineage: Eukaryota; Viridiplantae; Streptophyta; Magnoliopsida; Rosales; Cannabaceae. The transcript has a single exon. The record is from RefSeq and is a predicted model, not a curated record.